AUCCAUCAAACCCUUUCCAAUCAACAUCAACGGCAUCUGCGGCUGCAGCUUCUCGAAGAUCCCAAUUUCGUGGGUACGGCCACCAACGUCAUUAUUCAAUGCCCGCAGAAUCGCCUAGUCUAGGUCCAGGUGAACCCCCAUCAUUACAGCCAACCCAAGCCAGGAGAGGUUCGCAGUCGAGUAUUGAUUUAGGCGCCAUUGAGUCUCAUACUAGAAAACAUAGUGGUUCUCAAAAUAAUCAAUCACCCAUGAGUGGAGCUUCAACACUACAGGUUAAACCAAUUCCUGCACAGCCAUUACAUAAGCAAAGUAGACUGGCUCUACCACCUCUGCAAGAAUCUAUGACUUCAUUUCAGCACAUUAUCCAAUUCCAUCAUUGGAAACCUCAAGGGCCUCAAGCUUCAAAUUCAGGAUUAACCAAGGGGAUUAAUUCUAAUACCCAAGGAUUGCAUAAAAGACACAAAUCCAUGUCGAGUGGAAAUGAAGAACGUGAGCCAUUAUUGCCAGCUCCAGAUAUCGAACAAUCAACCACCACAAACACAAUUUCAAGCAUACCAGAACAAACUGUUUCUGGUUCAUCCACCACUACCACACAAACUACAAAGUCAAGGCUUGGGGAUGAUAUUGACCCUGAUCUGUCCAUGGAUACGACUGUUAAUGAGGAAAGUGAACUAAAAAUAAUACCUGAGGAUGUUAAUCCACCACUGUCAGCUCUCGGCCAUUCACGACAACAACUGAAUGUUGGAAGAUAUCCUCAUGAUAUAUUAUCACCUAAUAAGUAAUUAAGGAAAGAGGUAUUGUGAUUAAGCUGUAAUAUUUAUUGAAUUUUAUGUAUUUACGAAGUUGAUUUUAUAGAAAGUACUAUUAUUUUUCUAUGUAUAUUUUUUAAGAGUAUAAUUUUUCUUAU
Spathaspora passalidarum NRRL Y-27907 is the source of this 907-nucleotide messenger RNA. RefSeq lists its product as uncharacterized. The annotation marks the transcript as partial. Lineage: Eukaryota; Fungi; Ascomycota; Pichiomycetes; Serinales; Debaryomycetaceae. The record is from RefSeq and is a predicted model, not a curated record. The transcript has a single exon.